Molecule: messenger RNA, 1719 nt
Organism: Labrus bergylta (ballan wrasse)
Lineage: Eukaryota; Metazoa; Chordata; Actinopteri; Labriformes; Labridae
Source: RefSeq, a predicted model, not a curated record
GUUCGGACGUGGUUGACUGGCUACACAGGAACGUUGAAGGUUUCACAGAUCGUCGAGAAGCUCGAAAGUACGCAGGGAACUUGCUGAAGGCGGGCUACAUCCGCCACACGGUCAACAAGGUGACCUUCUCUGAGCAGUGCUACUAUGUUUUCACAGACCUGUGUGCAGGUCUGGGAGUUCUGUCUCUGUUGGAUGACGAUGGCGGAGGAGGAGGGGGUUCAGAAUGUGACCCGCUGGCCCCGCCUCCAGGCCCCCAGCAGCCUCCAGCCUUCCCCUACCAAUACCCCGUCCCUCACCCCUACAGCUCACAUCCCCCCCUCACCCAGCUGACCACCUGGGGGGGAGGAGGAGGAGGAGGAGAGGGGAGUCAGCACAGUGAAGGAGAGCGAGGUGCUGAUGGAAGCAGUGGGUCGGACUGUAGUGACGGUCAGAAGGACCGAGGACUAGGCAGCCAAUCAGAGCCUACCACACAGGAAGCAGGUGCUCCGUCUGACAAACAGCUGACUGAAUUGCUGUCUAGCAACAACAGCAACCUGAAACCUCCCAGCUCCUUCUCUGGUCACCAUGGUAACAAGGACUCUGAAGACCUGGCUCCGUUGCAAGCUCGAGGUCGCCAUCGUGACCUCGCCGCCACCCGCCAGUCCUUCUGCCUGGCCAUGGGAAACCCCAGUGAUUUCUUUGUGGAUGUCAUGUGAUCAGUUUGAUGAUGUCACAUCCUGUCAGGUGACCUGUCCCGAUUUAUAAAAAAAAGAAGUUUGGAGCGACGACAGAAACAUUUGUUUGAUGUUUGAACUCUUUCAGGUUCGUUUCAGUCUGUGAGCGUUCACCGUCAUCCUGAGCAUGGACAAUAAAGUUUAACCAAAACCACACGUCCAGUUUUGAACUUUGAACGUAUGAAAGUAGAUACAGGACCCUGGAACACGUGACUCUGUGGCGUCCUCUGAAUCCUCCAGGAUGACAUGCAGAGACUCGAGACACUCGGACCUGUCACAGGUUUAUAUCAGCGACAUGUAGCAGCAAAGACACGACAGGUUGACAGUGCAGGGGAUACCUGAGGCCAGAUCAUUACCUGUAUAUAAAGAUAGACAACAGGGCACCGCUGAAAUAUCUCAAACACACUUUUACCUACCAACAGAUUUAAAACAUGGAAAUGUAAAGCUCAAACCAUAUCAAAACCUGUUUGAUACCACGUCAACAGAAAUAGAAAUCCAAGGCAACAAUGAUUGAGUAUUUUUUUGUGACAGAAAAUUGCAGAAAAUCUCCACAAAUUGUCUUAAUUAUACAAAAAGGUAAGAAAGUUUUAUAAAAGAGGGCGGGUCUGGAGAGGAGCGAGGCGCACCCUCUUCUUAUACAUUCUGUGGGUUAGAGGUGUGUUCAGGUAAAUUCAGGGAUUCAAAGGCUCCUGCAAUGCAUUGUUCACUGUUUGAAAGCCGUCUGAAAGCAGCUAAGGCACAACCAAUCAGACAAGUUCAGCCCUGCAAGCCCCGCCCCCAGAAUUUCUGUACUUUAAAAAGUCCUACAUCCAGCCUCUAAUUUGACCCUGUAAUUUACUUUGUGGACACACGGAGUAGCUCACAAAGUUUCCUCGAUAAAGAUCUUUGAUAACGUCUCUUUUAAAUUGAUAAAAUCUGUUAUUUCAAAGGCGCAGUAUGUAACUCUGACCCCUAGUGUUUAAAAUGGGUACUGCAGUCUAAAUUCUAAACAUCAUAGAGAGCUGUC